Messenger RNA from Cooperia oncophora, 522 nucleotides. The record is from the annotation of a GenBank genome assembly. NCBI's taxonomy places the organism in Eukaryota, Metazoa, Nematoda, Chromadorea, Rhabditida, Trichostrongylidae.
CUGGCAUCAGCAGUUGAAUCGAACAACAUUGUCUACUUUACACGUGCGCCUUCCACAACUGCACCACUGACUGUUGAAUGGGUUACGAGUCCACGUUCGUGGCGUCCACCACCGGACCCAAACGCGAACCAGCCUGAAUGGGUCGAAACUACAACAACCGAAUCGCCAUCGAGAGUGAUCAACGGGUGUGAAAUAAGCGAUGACUGCCAUUUCAGCUACGAGCAAGACCUUCUCUGUGCUCAUCCUAGCGAUCCUUCACGAUACCUUCAAUGCACGCCGAUGAUUGGAAGGCGAGGCCGUUGGAUCGAGAGAAAUUGUCCGCCAUCGUUAAUUUUCAUUCAAUCCUAUGCAGCCUGUGGAAGGGAUGUAUUUAUUGACAUGGCUCCGCCUGAGAUCGAUCCACCAUUCCCACGCGUUCAACCAUACUUUCUUUUGCCAUUUGCUAAACAACGUGAUGACUCCACAGAAGGCGAUUUCAUGACUGGAUUCAUCAAACCAGUUAUCAAAAAGGUAACCCUGCCU